UUUGACAUUGCCAAAGCAAAGCAAUCAACAACGGAGAAAGAAUUUACAGAGAGAUUUCCAGAGGGUUUCAUAGAGAGAGAAAGUUGCAGACGGAAAGAGAGAGAUCGAAAGAGAGAGGUGGCGGCCACAAACGCAGAAGUUGGAGAGACGCGCAGCGGUCGUCUCCAGGAGUUUAUGUCGUCACUGUUAGCGAGUAUUGGAGGAGUCUUUGGCCAAACCCAGCAAGAAAACGAACCGGAGAUGACUUCCAGGGCUGUUGUUCAUCAGAAUCAACCCAGAGGAGAAGUGAAGCAAAAGAACGCCAUGGGAGAUGUGAGAACUAGAAGAGUUCUUCAAGACAUUGGUAAUCUAGUGAUUGAUAAUGCUGCUGCGCUAGGGAAGAAGCCAAUCUCAGAAGUUGUAGAUGCUGUCCUUGCUGUUAAUGGGGUUACGGUGGGAAAAGGUGCUGCUGUACUGAAGGGGGCAGCAGCAGGUAGAAUGAAGGUGCCUGAGAAGCCCAAACCUGAAACUGUGAUUGUGAUAAGCUCUGAUGAAACUGAAAAAACUAAACCUGUUAGCAGAAGAACAUUAGCAGCCGGAAAUUCAACAAAGGAAGUCAAGAAGGCCUUCACUUCAAUUCUCAGUGCUCGAAGCAAGGCUGCAUGUGGACUCGCCAAUAAGCCAAAGGAUCCAGUUGUGAAUAUUGAUGCAGAUGAUGUUGAUGAUAUAUUAGCAGUGGCUGAAUAUAUUGAUGAUAUCUACAAGUUCUACAAGCUCACUGAAGACGAGGGCAGAGUAGGCGAUUACAUGGGUUCUCAGCCAGAAAUCAAUGUUAAAAUGAGAUCUAUCCUUGUGGACUGGUUGAUCGAAGUUCACCGCAAAUUUGAACUGAUGCCAGAGACCCUUUAUCUUACCAUAAAUAUUAUGGAUAGGUUCCUUUCUCUGAGGGCUGUAUCCAGGAGGGAGCUUCAGCUGGUUGGGAUCAGUUCAAUGCUUAUAGCAUGCAAAUAUGAAGAGAUUUGGGCACCAGAGGUUAAUGACUUUAUUUGCAUAUCAGACAAUGCCUAUGUCAGAGAACAGGUUCUGGCAAUGGAGAAAGCAAUUUUGGGGAAGUUGGAAUGGUAUCUCACUAUUCCUACACCAUAUGUGUUCCUUGUUCGGUUUAUCAAAGCCUCUCUUCCAUCCGAUAAGGAGAUGGAGAAUAUGGUGUUUUUCCUUGCUGAGCUUGGUCUGAUGCAAUAUCCAACCAUAAUUAAGUACAGUCCCUCGAUAAUCGCUGCUUCAGCCGUCUAUGCAGCUCGAUGUACCCUCGACAAAACUCCUUUCUGGACUGAAACUCUGAAGCACCACACAGGCUACCAUGAAGAUCAGCUAAAUGAUUGUGCAAAGCUCUUGGUUAAAUUCCACCUUGCAGCAGCAGAGAGUAAGCUGAAGGCAGUGUAUAGGAAAUUCUCUUGCCCGGAUCGUGGUGCUGUGGCUCUGUUUAGCCCUGCCAAAAUCCUGUCAACCAAUCUGUGAUGAAUGAACAAUUCGAUCGAGUGGCGGAGAUGGAUGAAACACAUGUACAUAUACAUGGGUAGAUCAUGCUUCUUUUGUACUGUCCCUCCCUCCUCUACUGAGGAGAGAGUUAUGCUGUUUUUGUUAAUUUUCUUUUGGGAGCCUUUCAUUUGGUGAGUGUGAGUGAAUGUGUGAUAAGUUUACUACUGUAUGAUCCAUAUGCUAUGAUGAAAGUAAUGACUGAGGACAGAAAUUUUAAAAGAGAGAGGGAUAUAUAU
This is a messenger RNA of Tripterygium wilfordii, 1754 nucleotides long. RefSeq names its product G2/mitotic-specific cyclin S13-7-like. Lineage: Eukaryota; Viridiplantae; Streptophyta; Magnoliopsida; Celastrales; Celastraceae. Gene Ontology annotation, cellular component: nucleus; cytoplasm; cyclin-dependent protein kinase holoenzyme complex. Bases 175 to 1497 code for a protein of 440 amino acids. The transcript is spliced from 8 exons. Gene Ontology annotation, molecular function: cyclin-dependent protein serine/threonine kinase regulator activity. The record is from RefSeq and is a predicted model, not a curated record. Gene Ontology annotation, biological process: mitotic cell cycle phase transition; regulation of cyclin-dependent protein serine/threonine kinase activity.